This is a messenger RNA of Caenorhabditis elegans, 1122 nucleotides long. RefSeq names its product Coiled-coil domain-containing protein 96 (gene T04C10.3). NCBI's taxonomy places the organism in Eukaryota, Metazoa, Nematoda, Chromadorea, Rhabditida, Rhabditidae. The coding region runs from base 1 to 1122 and encodes 373 amino acids. The record is from RefSeq and is marked reviewed. The transcript has 8 exons.
AUGCCGUGCUUGAACAGCAUGCUCAAAAUCUCAACAACUUUUCAUGCCUCACUUAAACUGCCAGAAACUUUUCAUUGCUGCUUUUUCUUAAUAUUUAUAAUGAUUGAAAACUCAUAUGAAGACUGUUUUUCAAAGGUGAAAGUACCAGACCGAGUUGAAGCGUUGAUUUUAAGAGUUCUGGAUGGUCAAUCUAAACUUGAAACUCUUCGGGAUUCCUAUCAAACAGGUUUAAGGUCACAUGGAAAACAACUUUUAUCAGUGUUAUUCACUAAAACUGAAGAUGACAAAACUGAACUCCUUCAUGCUCAUUUGCAAAAUUUGCAAGAACAAGUGGAGUCAUUGCAUGGCAUGGAAGAAAUUGAUAAAAUGGAAGUGUCAUGGAUUACAUUUAAAAAAAGUUAUGAGGAUUUCAAAAAUGAUGAUCUCGGGAUAUCAGAACAAGAAAAACAUUUACAAAUCGUCCGUAAACGAUGCAACAUUUUUGUUCGAGAUACUCAUCAAAAAUUGGAAGAAUUUUGCCAACGAAUUAUGAUUCAAGCAGAAGAGCAUAGAGCCUGCAAAGCAUCAUUUGACGACAACCUUGCUGCUGAAAUUCGACUUAUUAGGCAAAAUUUUACGGAUUUAUUGCAGGAUUUCUUUCAAAAACGGCGAGUUGAGAAAUUGAGACAGCUGGUUGAAGAGUUUGAUUUAGUUAACAUGGAAAAGUGUAACACUCGAGUGGAAGCAUACCAGGAUAACAUUCGGAAACGAAAGUUCAUAAUGCGAAGAGUUUUUCAUGCUGAACAGGAAUUGAGGUCUUGCCAGUUUAAGCUAAGAAAAGUUCCAUAUGCUCAUUAUGAAUCAAUUUCGGAAGCGUCAAAAACUACAACCACCUCCACAGCUAAACUAAUCACAAUGGGAAACAUAUAUUCUCAGCUAAACGACUCGAUGAAAUCAGAUUUGGAAGCUUCCAAGAAACAAAAAACUAUUUUGGACAAGAAAUUGUCAGAUCUUUUGCAAAAAACCACUAAAGUUCAAGUCAAACUUUGCGACGUCAUUAAGCAGGCGAUUCGACAGCAAGUUUACAGGCACGAUGACCUGUGUUGCUUGACGCCAGAAGAUUUUGAUGCAUGUGUCAGAUAA